UUUGAUUAAUCUGACGUCAUCUUUACUAAAUAAAGGUAUACAUUGUAAAAAUAUAAGUGGAAAAAAAAUAAAACAAGAAUUUGUCUUCAGCUUUCUACCAUUAUAAAAUGGCAGAUCCAAAAUAUGAAAACCUUCCCGGCAUCGCUUACGACCAACCCGAUGUUUAUGAAACCGGUGAUUUGCCAGAGGCUGAUCAACCCGAACCAUACGAAGAAGAAGACAAUGAAAGCAUUGAACAAUUACAUCUCUCAGUGAAAGAUUCAUUCAAUAAAUUUAAAGGAAAGUUCCUGACAGGGAAUGUUGAUUUUUCCGAUAGAUUGAGCAGAAAAAAUCGUAUCGGUUACAGGUCUGGUGAAUGGGAGCUGGCUGCUGAAGGUGAGCCUGAAACAACACUGGAACGCUACAAUAGACUUCGCUGUGAAUUUUCCGAAUUGCUAGAACAAAUAGCAGAACAACAAAAUAAAGCUACAGAAAGUGAAAAGGAGGAGCAUUCGAAAUUAGCAUCUCAGAUAAACACUACAAAGAAACUUCUAGAAGAACUGAAGCUGGAAGAAGGUGAACAAGUUGAUCCUAAGGCUGAAAAAUUAAGUGAGUACCUGAGCACAAAUGGUAAGAAAAAACAUGGUGAAGUGGUAACUGCCCAUCUGAAACUUAGGCCAGAGGUAACCCUUGCACAGACUACCAGGAUAGCACAACUAGAGCACAGAUUACAUAAGCUAGAACAAGCGGCUGGUGUGAGGGACGAAGAAGCAUUCCGCAGGUUGCAGGCUGCAACGGGAGAGGCAACAUUGUGUGGAGCGGCAGCAACACUAGCUAAUCAAGCUUCUUUACUUCGUCCCGGGGAUUUAGCUGCAGCUGAAGCUAGAGUCACUUCGCUUCUAACCAAUGUAGAAGCAUUGAAGGCUGCUGUUAAACCAGCUGAACCGGAAGUCGAAGCAAAGGUAAAGGAAUUACAUAAACUAUUGAAACAAAUAGAUGGCGUAUCACAUUCCGAAAUCUUAGAGAGAAUGGAGGCACUUGAAGCUCUUCAUAAUCAAGCAAGCAACUUUGGAAAGUCGCUCACAGAGUUAGAAACACUACAAAGCACUAUAGCCAGUGGGGUUCAAAAUAAUAAAGAGCUACUUCAAGGAGUCCAAGAAGUAUUCGCUCAUAAUAUUGACAGUCUUCAAAAAGAAAUAAAGAAGUUGGAUGGUAGAAUCAGUAAAUUAGCUACUGUAUGAUAACAUAAAAAUGUUUAGAUGUGCUUAAAAUUGUUUUUUUAUCUGUAGAGUCAGGGUUGCAAUGUAAGAAAAAUAUUGGUAUAAUAACCUUUAUAGUAAAAUAAAGAGUAAAGUAGUGAGCGUAAGCUUUAAAAGUAAAAAAAAAAAACAGUUACAAUCGCUUUCCUUGAUUGCGUAUAUUCGAC
Messenger RNA from Vanessa atalanta (red admiral), 1405 nucleotides. It is a transcript of the gene DCTN2-p50, whose product is annotated as dynactin subunit 2. NCBI's taxonomy places the organism in Eukaryota, Metazoa, Arthropoda, Insecta, Lepidoptera, Nymphalidae. The coding region runs from base 108 to 1220 and encodes 370 amino acids. Gene Ontology annotation, biological process: mitotic spindle organization. The record is from RefSeq and is a predicted model, not a curated record. The transcript has 9 exons. Gene Ontology annotation, cellular component: dynactin complex; cytoplasm; centrosome.